AUGUCAACCAAUACUUGUAACAAUCCCGUCAUUUGCUUCGCAUCCAACUUGGAACAUGCACUGCGCAACUCUGCUGAGCUACUCGAGAGCACCUCUCGUCAUAGUUCUGAAUCAUAUUACAAUUCAAACUCUGUUUUGCUGGAUGAUGAUGGAUGGAUGGCAGGACCCCAUGGUCGGCUGCUUUUCUGGGUCCCUCCCGCUUCUCGACAACACUCAUUCAUUGCAUAUGCUCCUGGGACUGUACUGGUGAUAACCAAAAGACAAGAGUUAGAUUUGAGUCGCAUGGCCCAUGGACAACACUGGUCGAAUUGCCGAGACACGUGA
This is a messenger RNA of Suillus clintonianus, 324 nucleotides long. RefSeq lists its product as uncharacterized. The coding region runs from base 1 to 324 and encodes 107 amino acids. The record is from RefSeq and is a predicted model, not a curated record. The transcript has a single exon. NCBI's taxonomy places the organism in Eukaryota, Fungi, Basidiomycota, Agaricomycetes, Boletales, Suillaceae.